AUAGCCGCAAAAUAGCCUCCCUUCAGUCUUAAGUGAGAGUUCUCCUGUUCGGAAGGACGACGUCCUCCUCUCCUUGCAACACUCCCUCCUCUGCUAGAAGAUGGCUUCAAACAAGAAGAUCAUCAACAACACGCUGGAGAAUCUUUCCACGGCCAACUUUGAGAAGUUCUGCCAGGCCCUGGUGGACCGCCGCGGGGAGCGGAGAGUCCCGGUCAGCAAGGUGGAGGGAAAGAACUUUCUGGCGGUCACCAACGUGCUGGUGUCCACCUUCACCGAGGCAGAGGCUCCGGCGGUCACGUCGGAACUCUUGAGGGACAUCGACUGCAUGGAGGACGCAGAAAAUCUUGAUGCCCAGUGCACAGUCAGUGCAGGACGCCCGGCCGGAGGCGCAGGUGGCGUCAGUACGAGAUCAAGCGUUGACAACGAUAAUUCAAGCAAAGGACAGCACUUUGUGGAUAAACACAAGACGGAGCUUAUCAAGAGAGUGACCAACAUUAGUGCCAUUCUGGAUCAACUCUUGGACAAGAAAGUCAUCCAGGCUGAAGUCUACGAACUGAUCCUAAGGAUGAACGUCAGCCAACAAAAGAUGAGGGAAAUCUACUUGCGGGCUCUCCAGUCCGGCAACAAGGCCAAGGACGUCUUCUUGGAAAUCCUGGAGGAGCAGGAGCCUUACCUGGUGGAAGACCUCAGGCAGAACAAGUAGAGCCAGCUAUCAGUUCCUGUGGUAUUGCUAAGCAACGUCUUCUCUGCUCUCUCUUUUAGAUCCGAUCUGUCUCUCCUCUGAUCAUUUUAUACGGCGACUAACUACAGUAGUACCUCAACUCACGAGCUCAAAUGUUUCUACCAUCGAGAUUCGAAACAACAGAAUCUUUAAUCAGCGUCGGCCAGUGAAAUGAACUUAAACCAAACUCAUCUGUGUUUAGUCCUAGCGAAAUUCCAACACGCCUUUUAAAAAAGAAAACCAACUUUUCGAUAAUAAUUAUUGUAUGAAAACCAAAAAAUAGUAGUUUUGUGAAUGUAAAAUUGUACAUUAUCACUUGGGCUUCACUUGACUGAUGUGGACUUUGGACUGUUGUGGACUUUGGACUGCUUCUCCACAGUGUAACAAUGGACAAUUGGUAUUGUUCGUGUUGCACACCUAUGUAUUUAGGUGACGGACCGCAGAGGUCAAAGGCAACAAGAAGUGAUAUGUAUGUCUACAUGGGGCUCGGUGAGCAAGGCACGAACGUUCCCACUUUCGGUGGUCGGGGAGGGCAGGAUUGUGUCGAUCUCUAGACAGUAGCUUGUAUAUUAGAAAAUUGGUAAGUUGAAGUACGACUGUACUACUAAUGCUAGACAGAAACGGGUAUUUAUCGCUCUUUUUAGAACUUCCACUUUCGUGUUUUAUGUGCCACUUUCUUUAACACGAAGUCUUAAAGUAUUUUAAUCUUGCCUGUCAACCUUACCGUUUUUGCUGGGAAAUCCUGUUUUUGUCCUUCAUUCCGUUCCCGUUUCCUUACUUCAGGGAUGCCAACUGCUGCAUGGGUCAGCUGGAGAGGGUCAGAGCUGUGCAUAGCGAGAGUAGGGUCAACUGGGUUUCCAAGUUGGUAGCAAACAUGGCGCCCUGUAGUCACGUGAGGGGCUUUUGACCAAUCAUUCAGGAGAUCCUCUGGCCAUACUCACACAUUCACAGGUUGCUAUGCUACCUUCUUUGAAACCGAGUUGGCCAUACUCGCUGGAGUGGAUAGUGCAGUGGUUAGCAACACUUUCUUGUAACGCAAUGGACCUGACUUCAAGUCUGCGACAUGUUUUUUAAUUGAUUUAACAGCUUUUUUGUGAUGAAAAUGAAAAUCCCUUAUUUUUACCCAUUUUCCAGAGAAAUUUCCCAUGUUUUGAAACGCAAAUGUUGUCAGGUAUGGCUUUAACUUGCAUUGCUUUGCUUAAUAAUUACAAUGAUAUUUCUUAACGCAGGGGUGUCUAAACUACGGCCCGAAGUCUUCAAAUUGGCUCGCGAGACGGAAGCUUGCCCGCAGGGAGAAUGCAUUCAUUUUAAAAGUCUAACAUUUUAAAAUGAAUGUCAAUGACCUUUAAUUAUGCACUGAAUCCACAGCAUUUAUUUAUAUGACCCAAUGCUAACAACCUUCCCGAGUCAUGUUGCAAAAAAAAAUCCAACCAACACAAAAUGACAUGGUCACAGACAUGGUCACUGAACUUUGUGGAUAUUAUAUAAAAAAAAAAGAAGUGCAUUCACCAUAAAAAAUUCUUAAAUUACAGCCAUUACACACUUAUCCAUGUUUGACGCAUUUUAGCUGCUUGAUAUUUCUGAUUGAUUGCAAAACUUUAAGGAGUUCGUCACGGAUGUAGGUAGGAGUCGAACUUUCACAUACUCUCAAUGUCCAAUUAUAUUAAUUCAAUAUCCAUUAUAUUAUUAUAAUAUAUACACAUAUAAGUGUAUAGGCUAUAUAUGUAUAGGGUAUAUAUAUAUGUAUAGAGAGAGAGAGAGAGAGCCUAUACACACACACACACAUAUAUAAGUAUAUAUAUAUAUAUAUAUAUAUAUAAUUUUUUUUCGCACAAUGCCACCCCCAAGUCAAAAAGUUUGGACACCCCUUUCUUAACGCAUUUACACCUUACUUAAUUAUCUGCCAGAUGCAACAAAUCCUUUUUGCACGUAUGAAAAAUCUUACUUUUAUACUUCCUAAUGUGGGAGUUGGCUACAACUAUCAGGUAUUACUGGUUGCAUGUGAAUCUGUCCAUUAAAAUGAUUCUUUGUGACCUUAAA
This is a messenger RNA of Nerophis lumbriciformis (worm pipefish), 2761 nucleotides long. RefSeq names its product PYD and CARD domain containing (gene pycard). The record is from RefSeq and is a predicted model, not a curated record. NCBI's taxonomy places the organism in Eukaryota, Metazoa, Chordata, Actinopteri, Syngnathiformes, Syngnathidae. Gene Ontology annotation, biological process: innate immune response; inflammatory response; regulation of apoptotic process.